CAGCACACUCACUUUGCGAGCUACAAGUGCGCAGGCUCGCUCAUUUCCCUGUCAACAUACACCCGACACGUUCCCGUUCUUCUCCUUUUGGAAUAGCUCUGCCUCUGCUCUCCUUCCACGGAACCCUGCCACAACUUGGCGCGAUGGCGUCUGGCAAAGAGGAGAAUGCAAAGGGCCCGGCUCCCGGCCCCGACGGAGAAGAAGAUGACUACAUGACUAUGAUCAUCCCGGACCCCGUCAAGAAAGAGACUUCUUUACAACGUGCGACGCGACUCAAGCGCGAGGCCCGGGAACGCGGCGUGAUCAAGUCCAAAGCGCAGCUUGCAAAGGAAGCCGACGAAGCGCGCGAGAAGGCCCUGUCUACGUCUUUAUUCGACGCGCCGCGCACGCAGCAGAGCAAGGGGCUGGCCAUGAUGGCCAAGAUGGGAUUCACCGGUGGAGGGCUCGGCAAACAGUCUGCAAAGGGCACGCCGCCUGCGGGCAUCACGGAACCCAUCAGCGUGGCCGUAAAGGACAACCGUGGCGGCGUCGGCCUCGACGCCGAGAAGAGGAGGCGCGCCGAGGAGUCGGGCGAGGGACAGCGGGCGGCGAAAGCGGCCAGGCUGUUUGAGGACAUUGAUCCAGCCACGUACAGGGAAAGGAUGAGCAGGGAGCGCCAGGCCGAGAAAUGGGAGAGGCAGGUUACGGCGGCCCAACGAGUCGCAGCAACCCUCGACGGCGAAAACAUACCCGGCGAGGAAGCUGAAGAUGACGAGAUCCCGCCAGCAGAGCGCCGCCCUAUAUCAACGCGGCGCCUCAAAUCGUAUCCCAAAGAGUACAGGGCGUAUGUCCGCAAGGUACAGGAACAGGACCGCCUUAAGCGCGACCGCGCCUUGCUUGCCGCACGCCGCCACGACCGCGACCUCAACGGCGAUGAAGACAACGACGAUCUCACUGCCCUCGGCAAAAAGGUCGAAGAAUACGUGGAGGCGGAGGACUUGGACGAGAGUGACGAGGAGUUGGAGGAAUUCACCAACCUCGGUGCCGACGAGCAAUUGAACAGCGUCGUCAUGUAUCUACGGGAGAAGCACAACUACUGCUUCUGGUGCAAGACGGCGUACCCUGACCGGGACAUGGAUGGUUGUCCGGGCACUACGGAAGAUGAUCAUGACUGAAAGCAACGAUGCAUACCGCUGUAAAACUGUAGCUUUACAUGAAAUCAUGUAACC
Messenger RNA from Purpureocillium takamizusanense, 1208 nucleotides. RefSeq lists its product as uncharacterized. Lineage: Eukaryota; Fungi; Ascomycota; Sordariomycetes; Hypocreales; Ophiocordycipitaceae. The coding region runs from base 144 to 1154 and encodes 336 amino acids. Gene Ontology annotation, cellular component: kinetochore. Gene Ontology annotation, molecular function: nucleic acid binding. The record is from RefSeq and is a predicted model, not a curated record. The transcript is spliced from 2 exons.